Lactuca virosa is the source of this 417-nucleotide messenger RNA. The record is from the annotation of a GenBank genome assembly. Lineage: Eukaryota; Viridiplantae; Streptophyta; Magnoliopsida; Asterales; Asteraceae.
AUGUUUAUUGGUCAAAAAGUCCCAUGGUCAUCAGACUCUACAGUUAUACGAAUGCCUAUUUCAUCAAAGUUCAUUGAAGAAGGAACUGAAUGUGAAUGGACAGAAAUAAAGUUGAUAUUUGAAAAUUUCAUUAAGCAUGCCUCUAGAACACUCGUAUUUCUAAAGUUUGUUUAUGAGGUGUCUUUAUCAACAUGGGAAGAAAAGGAACCACAAUCUUCACAAGAUUUUUUAAUCUAUGUGGACUCAUCACAUACUCUUUGUCUUGCUUGCAGUUUACUUUCCAUUUGAUGAUUCUAAUCUUAUGAACCUAUAUAAAAAAGUAAGCAUUAUAUGUAGUUGUGUUGUAUGCUUGAUUUCCUUUUUGUGAUCAUAUUGUAAUUAGAUAUAUUUAGUGACUGUAUUGUAUGUUGCUUGAGA